This is a messenger RNA of Tripterygium wilfordii, 1188 nucleotides long. Its product is annotated as probable leucine-rich repeat receptor-like protein kinase At1g35710. Gene Ontology annotation, molecular function: protein binding. The record is from RefSeq and is a predicted model, not a curated record. Bases 1 to 1188 code for a protein of 395 amino acids. Lineage: Eukaryota; Viridiplantae; Streptophyta; Magnoliopsida; Celastrales; Celastraceae. The transcript has 2 exons.
AUGAAGUGUAUUGCCCUCUUACUUGUUUCCCCCUCCAUUUUCCUUUUGACUACUUUGUUUCUAAUUGUUGCUUCUGAUUCUACAGAGGAAGCACAAGCUCUUCUUAGAUGGAAAGCCAGUUUUCAAAAUCAUACUCAGCCUCUCUUGUCUUCAUGGUCCAUUCUCAAUUCAUCCAAAGUGAGUCAUUGUACUUGGUUCGGUGUCUCUUGCAACACUGCUGGAAGUAUAACUAUGAUUAACCUUACAAGUUGUGGCAUAUUUGGUACACUCUAUAACUUUUCAUUCUCAUCUUUUUCCAAUCUCUCAUCUUUUGAUCUUAGCAUGAAUGCACUCCAUGGUUCCAUCCCUCCUCAACUCAAUCAUCUCUCCAACCUUAUUCACCUACAUUUGUCGUGGAAUCAGUUUUCAGGGCAAAUCCCACCUACACUUGUCCAGCUUACUCAUCUUGAGGCUCUUGCGCUCAAUGAUAAUAAACUAAAUGGCUCAAUUCCUCAAGAAAUAGGUAAUGAGCUAAAGUCCCUCAUUGAGCUUCACCUGCACAAUAACUUUCUAGGUAGAGCCAUUCCAACUUCUUUGGCUAAUAUGAGUAACUUGACUAACUUGAAUCUCUUCAAUAAUUCGCUAUCCGGUUCCAUCCCACCAGGACUUGGUCAGCUCUCCAAGCUUGUCUUCUUUCAAUUGCAAAAAAAUCAGCUAAACGGUUCCAUUCCUCAGGAAAUAGGAAAUAUGUGCUAUGUUUCUCAUCUAGAUCUGAGCAAUAAUCAACUCAGUGGUCAAAUUCCGACAUCAUUUGAUGGUCUAACAAGUAUCACUUAUCUUUACCUAUAUAAUAACAAUCUAUCUGGCAGCAUACCUAGAGAGAUUGGAAAAUUGAUGUCUCUUGUUCACUUGGAGUUGAGUAGUAAUCAACUUAGUGGUUCACUUCCAGCUUUCCUUGGAAAUUUGAGCAGGUUAGAGGUUUUGCAGCUCAAGCAAAAUUUAUUUUCUGGGUCUAUUCCUGAAGAAUUGGGAAAACUAAACACCCUUCUUCAAUUGGAUUUAAGUUUUAAUGAGUUAAAUGGUUCUCUUCCAACUUCAUUGGGGAAUAUAAGCAACUUGGAAACUUUCAAUGUAGGCCAAAAUCAAUUCUCUGGAUCCAUUCCUGUAGAAAUAGGAAAACUGGCGAACUUGGAAAUUUUGAGUUGGUAG